Messenger RNA from Ipomoea nil (Japanese morning glory), 1536 nucleotides. RefSeq lists its product as uncharacterized. The coding region runs from base 1 to 1536 and encodes 511 amino acids. The record is from RefSeq and is a predicted model, not a curated record. The transcript has 5 exons. NCBI's taxonomy places the organism in Eukaryota, Viridiplantae, Streptophyta, Magnoliopsida, Solanales, Convolvulaceae.
AUGUCAUUGACUGAAUUUCAACGAUUAGAGGAGUGCCUGAAUCGUAUUGAAGCCCAGGAAGAUGCAUACUGGAGGCAGAGGGCCAAGCAGCAUUGGCUUAAGGACGCGGAUGCAAACACGAAAUUUUAUCACAGAUAUGCAUCUCAUCGCAAGAAAAAGAAUACUAUUGUUAAAAUUAUGAAUGAUAGUCGGGAUUGGGUUGAGGGAGAGGCCAUGAGGAAUAUUAUCUUGAACUAUUACCGGAAUAUCUUCAGCUCCGGUUCUCCUAAUGAUAAUGGGGAGUUCUUUGGAAAUAUAGGCUCUCGAGUAACACAGGUACAGAAUGAGACGCUCUUGCGACCCUUUGAUGUUACUGAGGUAAAGAAUGCUCUAUUUUCUAUGUUUCCUGACAGCACCAGGACCGGAUGGAAUGAAUCCGGCCUAAAUGAUACGAACAUAAUCCUGAUCCCCAAGAAGAAAACCCCUGAAUUGGUCUCAGACUAUAGACCGAUAGCGUUAAGCAAUAUGAUCUACAGGAUUAUGGCUAAGGUCAUAGCUGCCAGAAUGAAGCCACUGAUGGGGGAUAUUAUAUCUGACACCCAGAGCGCUUUUAUAUUUGACAUAUUAAUAACAGAUAAUAUUUUGAUUGCUGCCGAAGUUGAUGACAGUUUACUCUUCUUUAGAGCAAGUGCCCAGGAGGCUGGAGUGGUUAAACAGUGUUUAUCAGUGUAUGAGGAAAUGUCUGGGCAAGCAGUGAAUUACUAUAAAUCAAGUAUUUGCUAUAGUAAGAACACACGAGAUGAGGACAGGGAGGAGGUUGCCAGUAUCUUGGGAGUUGUGCAGGCUCCAAAUUUUGGGAAGUAUCUAGGGCUUCCAUCAUUUGUGGGCAGGAAUAGGAAAGCAGCUUUCUCAUAUAUUGAGGACAAAAUUAAACAAAGAAUUGGGUCAUGGAAUAAGAAAUUGCUAUCACAAGCAGCUAUUGAGAGAACUAUGAACCGUUACUGGUGGAGAUCUAAAGAUGACCAGGGCAUCCACUGGAAAGCGUGGGAUAAGUUGUGUAUCCCUAAGAAGUAUGGGGGUUUGGGCUUUAAGGAAUUGUGUGCCUUUAAUUUAGCCAUGUUGGGGAAACAGGCCUGGCGUUUACUAACGAAACCUGAGUCGUUGGUGUCAAGAAUAUUUAAAUCCAGGUAUUAUCCUAAAGGGUCGUUCUUUCAUGCUUGUUUAGGGAAUAACCCAAGUUUCUGUUGGCGUAGUAUCAUGGCUGCACAGGAACUAAUUUGUGGAGGAGUUAGGCGCAGGAUUGGGAAUGGAAGGGCAACCCUGAUAUGGGAUCAUCCAUGGCUUCGGGAUGAGAAUAAUGCGAAAAUAAUUACUGAAAAACCACCACAGUUGGCGCAGACAACAGUUAUGGGCUUAAUGGAUCAGGAAACGGGAUCAUGGGAUCAUGGCAUUUUAACUGAUAUUUUUAUUCCAGCGGAUGUGACACAAAUAUUGAAAAUACUUGUGUCACCGGAUUAUGAGGAUGUGUGGUAUUGGUAUGAAGACAUAACAGUAUGA